UCUCGACAGUAAAAUGAUCAUCUCCCUUUAUAUAUAGAAUGGCCUCUGACUAAUAGAAAAAACAUCGUUCGAUAUGUUUUUGAAACAUACAUCCACUCGGUCUCUCUGCACAUAAAGAGAGAGAGCGAGCGAGAGAGAGAUCACACCACCACCCAAAAAGUAUCGUCGUCGUGGCAUGACAUUUUUCGUUACUCGAAAUCAGCGAAAUUUUUCAUUGGCUGAGAGAGUGAUCGGUUCAUUUCUUCUUUCCCAGUUCGUCCGUGCGCUCUCAGUUGUCAGGAUCCGCCCACUUUUUUGCCGGAAUAAAGUUGGUUUGUGUUGUUGCCUGGAUUUCCCCGUUGCCGUAACAACAACCUUUGUUAUCGUACCCGAAACCUUGGUAAUUUAUACAACCGAGCCAGACGAGAACAACAACAACGGAUCGACUUUAAUUAAGACCCCGUCCUAGUGUUAUUAUGGAGGUCUGAGAGGCAGAAAUAGACGUCGUUCUCGAUUUCCUUGGAAAACAAUAGAUUUCGUCAUUGACUUUACCUUGCCUCUCCUAGAUUGCAGUGGAAUCGGGGCAAUUGUGUUUUUAAGACUUCAAGUAGAUUAUCUUGUAUUGUUGCCGUCGAUUCCAUCCUCUUUGGCUGUUUGUCAUAUCGCCGAAGUUCUUGAAGAGACUUUUUGCGUAACAACGCCCAAAUUUAUUGCACAAGUAAACACUAUAAUG
This is a messenger RNA of Zychaea mexicana, 712 nucleotides long. RefSeq lists its product as uncharacterized. The coding region runs from base 176 to 448 and encodes 90 amino acids. The transcript is spliced from 2 exons. Lineage: Eukaryota; Fungi; Mucoromycota; Mucoromycetes; Mucorales; Lichtheimiaceae. The record is from RefSeq and is a predicted model, not a curated record.